UAUGAUAUUUUAAUCAGAGAGCGGAUACAUCUUUGGAGGAUAUUCUCCAUGUUAAUGGUCAGAGGAUGAUGACUGUUAUGGUCACGAUUAUUCAUUAACAUCAUUUUUAUUUUCAUAAACGCAUGUUGAAAUCUAUCCUAUGAAAGAAAAUAGCGAAUACAACGCCAUAUUCACGAGUAGAAUAAAUGGGCCUGUAUUUGGAAAUGAUUAAGGUUAUGGUAAUGAUUUAAUGAUAGAAAGUGAUUUUAAAUAAGGUCAUUCUAAUUUAGGUUAUGGAUAUUAAUGGGAUUAAUGUGAGGAUACCUAUUCAAAUCAUCUAUUUGGAUAAAAUGAACCAAAUAUAAUUGAAUGUGAAAUAUAUGAAUUAAAAUUAAUAUGA
Paramecium octaurelia is the source of this 379-nucleotide messenger RNA. The record is from the annotation of a GenBank genome assembly. NCBI's taxonomy places the organism in Eukaryota, Ciliophora, Oligohymenophorea, Peniculida, Parameciidae.